This is a messenger RNA of Lindgomyces ingoldianus, 1309 nucleotides long. RefSeq names its product Dehydroquinate synthase-like protein. Gene Ontology annotation, molecular function: alcohol dehydrogenase (NAD+) activity; metal ion binding. The transcript is spliced from 3 exons. The record is from RefSeq and is a predicted model, not a curated record. Lineage: Eukaryota; Fungi; Ascomycota; Dothideomycetes; Pleosporales; Lindgomycetaceae. Gene Ontology annotation, cellular component: mitochondrion. Bases 26 to 1309 code for a protein of 427 amino acids.
AUCGACAUAUCCUCUGUAGCACAAGAUGGACACCGUAGAGACUUACAAGCCCGCAUUCACCGAACCGCCGGGCACUAACCUGGCCGGUAUACCGAUUAAGGGUCUGCAGCUCCCGUCGCCUUGGGUCUCGUACGGUCGGCCGUACUACGAAUCAUGUGCAAAGCAUAUCAAGGAAACAUUUCAUGCAUCGAGAGUGUAUAUUAUUGCUUCUGGGUCGCUCUCUAGGAAUACUGAUAAGGUGUUGAAGCUCGUCGAGGCCAUCGGAGAGGACAAUGUCGUGGGCUUGCGGAAGGGGAUGACGCCACACACACCAUGGUCUGAGAUUCUUUCCAUCUCGGCAGAGUGCCGCAAAGCGAAAACAGACUGCGUAGUAACGUUAGGGGCUGGAAGUACGACUGAUGGAGCAAAGCUCGUCGUAUUGUGUCUUGCAAACGCAAUCAGCGAACCGAACCAGCUUGCUCGCUACUCUGUGGGAAGCACCGAUAUACCGUCAGACGUGAAGCAACCAACCGUUCCCCUGAUCACGAUUCCGACGAGCCUUUCUGGUGGCGAAUAUUUUUCCCUUGCGGGAGGUACCAACGAUUCCACGCACCACAAACAAGGCUUCUUGCACUCAGGAAUGGGCUCCAAGCUCAUCAUCCUCGACCCGGAGCUCUGCAUCACCACUCCAGAGUAUCACUGGUUAUCCACUGGUAUCCGAUCUGUAGAUCAUUGCGUGGAAGCGCUCUGCUCUCUGGAUGCAACGGCUACCUCAGAUGACAAGGCUAAGAAAGGGCUGGAACUUCUCGUGCCAAGUCUUCUGAAAUGUAAGGCUGAACCAAAAGACGUGGAAGCAAAGCAUCGAUGCCAAAUGGCGGUUAAUUACGCUAUGGAUAACGUACGCGCAGGAAUCCCGAUGGGUGGAAGCCAUGCAAUUGGACAUCAACUCGGUCCCCUUGGAGUACCACACGGGAUUACCAGCUGCAUCAUGUGCCCCGCGGUUAUGAAGUACAACCUCAAGCAUGGAUCCUCGAAUCCCGAGAUUGCGCGUCGACAAGAGAAGGUAAAGCAAAUCCUACGGUCUGAGCCUGAGGUUGCAGCUACACUUAAAGCUGCUGGACUGAACGAAGAUUCCGCGGAGCUGGGGGAUCUCUUGGACGUUAUAAUUCGUGCCCUAGGCCUGCCGCGAACAUUGACAGAGUUGGAAGUGUCUCGAGAUUUGAUACCAGAUUUGUCGAAGAGAGCAUUAGAUGACUUCUGGGCGCCGACAAAUCCGGUCCCGCUCCUUAAAGCCGAACAGGUCCAGGAAAUCCUGGAAACUGUGAUAUAG